AUGCUGCAAGAAAAACAAAAGCUGCCGGUCAAGCAGCUGUUUAUCCUCUCAAUAUGUCGAUUCGCAGAACCGAUCGUGUUCACAUCAGUGCUUCCAUACCUUCCUGAAAUGGUGGAAAGCGUUGGCGUGCGCAAAAACGAAAUCGCAAAAUGGGUCGGCAUAUCCUCCGCCGUUCUGGCCAUCUGCCAGUGCGUCAUGGCCGUACCAUGGGGCGCCCUGUCUGAUCGCGUGGGACGGAAAUAUACUAUCUUGAUGGGACUGACGUUUACAAUGCUCUUCUCGCUCAUGUUCGGCUUUUCAAAAUCUCUCGUCACUUUGCUCAUUGCGCGCGCGUUUUUGGGUCUGAUGAAUGGCAAUGUCGGUAUUAUACGGACCAUGGUGGCAGAAAUGAUUUCCGACAAGGCCCUGCAGCCGCGCGCUUUUAGUAUUAUGCCCUUGGUGUGGACUAUUGGCAGUAUUUUCGGUCCGGCCUUUGGUGGCGCCCUGGCGAAUCCGGCUGUCAGACAUCCUGAAAUCUUUGGCGACUGGGAGAUCUUUAGAAAGUAUCCAUACGCCUUGCCAAAUAUACUGGCUUCCUUGUUUUUUAUCGUCGGUAUAACAACCGGCGUUUUAUUCCUCGAUGAAACACUGGCAUCCCGAAAGGACAAUGUCGACUACGGCCGAGUCCUCGGCCAAUACCUGACAGGCUUCUGCACAGGACGCAGGAGACAGCCACGCCGCGAUCUUGACGAGGCAGUAGACGAAACAACCAGACUCCUCCCGGAUCGCGACGACCUCGAGAACCCAGUGAAAAAGACCCAGAAACCAAAGCCGCCAAAGAAAGUCAGUUUCAAGCAGGUCUUGACACCGCAGUCGAUCCUUAUUUUGGCGGCAUAUACUAUGAUGGCGCUGCAUAGUAUGGCGUUUGAUUCUCUGUUUCCCGUGUUUUUGCAUCAUCCAACGCAGGAAAUUGUCAACAAUCCGGAUGUGCACCUUCCAUUUAAAUUUGCCGGUGGAUUUGGAUAUGACGCACAAACCACUGGAUUCUUAUACACCCUCAUCGGAAUCAUCGGCAUGUUCGUCCAAUUCCUCAUCUUCCCCGUCGCUGCUCGCCGAUACGGCGUCCUAUACUGCUACAAAGUAGUCGCCAGCCUGUUCCCCAUCAUCUACGCCAUCACCCCAUUCACCGUACUCGUACCCGAGAGGAUACGCAUGGCCACCGUGUUUGUGCUCAUGGUCAGCAAACUGAUCCUCGUCAUCUUCUGUUUCCCAUGCUGCACCAUCCUUCUCACAAACUCGGCGGCCAGUCUCGAGGUUCUAGGUACGUUGAACGGGGUUGGUGUCAGUGUGAGUGCGGUGGGACGUGCCGCUGGGCCCGCGCUGGUUGGGCAGGCUUUUACGGUUGGUGUGAAACAUGGCUAUGGUAUCGUGCCCUGGUGGAUUUUGAUGGUGCUGACGGUUUUGGGCGCUGUGCCUGUGUUUCAUAUUAUUGAGACGGAUGGGUUUGCUGGGAAUCAACCCGUUGAUGAUGAUGAUGAUGAUGAUGAGCAAAGCGAGGAAGAACACUAA
Talaromyces rugulosus is the source of this 1548-nucleotide messenger RNA. RefSeq lists its product as uncharacterized. The record is from RefSeq and is a predicted model, not a curated record. Gene Ontology annotation, molecular function: transmembrane transporter activity. Gene Ontology annotation, biological process: transmembrane transport. NCBI's taxonomy places the organism in Eukaryota, Fungi, Ascomycota, Eurotiomycetes, Eurotiales, Trichocomaceae. The transcript has 6 exons. Bases 1 to 1548 code for a protein of 515 amino acids.